Molecule: messenger RNA, 1581 nt
Organism: Eremomyces bilateralis CBS 781.70
Lineage: Eukaryota; Fungi; Ascomycota; Dothideomycetes; Eremomycetales; Eremomycetaceae
Product: putative MFS multidrug transporter
Exons: 3
Coding region: 1-1581 (526 amino acids)
Biological process (GO): transmembrane transport
Molecular function (GO): transmembrane transporter activity
Source: RefSeq, a predicted model, not a curated record
AUGGCGGAUACCAAAACAAACGAUUCGCAAGCUGUGUCAGAGCACACAGUCGACAAGCUAGCAGGCGAGUUGAGAGAUUUACAAGAAAAUCGCACCGAGGAGAACUCUUCUGUCGAAGACCGCAAUGGAACCGGAGAUGUUGAGAAGCAGAUACCGGUGGAGGGUUGCGAGACUUCGGAAUCCCGCGAUCCAAACGUCAUUGACUGGUUAGGAGAAGGGGAUCCAGAACAUCCCCAGAACUGGACAUGGAAGCGCAAGGGACCGAUUGUUGUUCUCGUCGCAUUCAUCACAUUUCUCACACCCCUCGCGUCGAGUAUGUUCGCGCCCGGAAUUCCCGACGUGAUGCGUGCCUUCGGCAGCCAGUCGUCAAUCCUUGGGUCCUUCACCGUUUCGAUUUUCAUUCUUGGUUACGCGUGCGGUCCCCUGCUCAUCGCCCCCCUCUCCGAACUAUAUGGAAGAUCUCCACUGUACCACUGCUGCAAUUUCGGCUUCGUUGCAUUCAAUGUUGGUUGUGCGUUGUCCAAAAACAUGGGGACGUUAUUGGCCCUGCGAUUCUUCGCGGGGGUUUUCGGCAGUUGCCCGCUGACCAUUGGUGCGGGAACGAUGGCGGAUUUGAUCGUGCAGGAGAAAAGAGGGAAGUUCAUGGCCAUAUGGGCGAUGGGCCCAUUGUUAGGCCCAGUGAUUGGCCCCGUCGCUGGAGGUUAUCUCACCCAAAGCAUUGGAUGGAGAUGGGUGUUUUGGGUUCUGGCCAUCGCAGGCGGCGUUUCCAUGGUACUUAGCGGUAUCUUCCUCCGUGAAUCAUAUCCGCCGGUCCUUCUCGCCCAAAAAGUCCAAAAAAUGAGGAAGGAAACCGGGAACGAACAGUUGCGAUCCGCCCUGGAUGAUGGCCGUGCUCCACGCGAAGUGUUCAUGUUGUCCAUCAUCCGACCUCUGCGGAUGCUCUUCCUCUCCCCGAUCGUAUUCAUUUUCUCCGCCUACACCGCAGUCAUCUAUGGGAUCCUCUACCUCCUAUUCACCACAAUUUCGACCACGUUUGAGAACGUGUACCAUUUCUCUCAGGGUUCCGUCGGCCUCGCAUUCCUAGGGAUUGGCGUCGGUAGUCUGAUUGGACUUUUCUUUUUUGGUGCCGCUUCGGACCUCUUGCUGAAGCGGCUUGCAAAAGGGGGUGUGCUCAAACCCGAAUAUCGCAUCCCCCCUCUUAUUCCAGGCGCUGCCUUUGUUCCAGUCGGACUGUUCUGGUACGGUUGGUCCAUUGAGAAGGAAAUCCAUUGGAUAAUGCCUAUCGUAGGCACCGGCUUCGUUGGCGUGGGUAUGAUCGCGGUGAUGAUGACCGUCAGCACAUAUCUCGUCGACGCGUUCACCACCCAUGCGGCGAGCGCCACUGCUGCGAAUACCGUCUUCCGUUCCCUCGGAGGCGCGUUUUUGCCGCUCGCCGGACCGCCAAUGUUUAAGGCUCUUGGCCUUGGGUGGGGAAGCUCACUCCUCGGGUUUGUUACCUUGGCGAUGGUUCCUCUGACCUGGUUCUUCUUCGCAUAUGGAGAACGGAUACGGACGAGUCCAAGGUUCCAGGUCAAAUUUUGA